Cyclopterus lumpus (lumpfish) is the source of this 6031-nucleotide messenger RNA. It is a transcript of the gene scn8aa, whose product is annotated as sodium channel, voltage gated, type VIII, alpha subunit a. The transcript is spliced from 27 exons. The record is from RefSeq and is a predicted model, not a curated record. Gene Ontology annotation, molecular function: voltage-gated sodium channel activity. Gene Ontology annotation, cellular component: plasma membrane; axon; voltage-gated sodium channel complex. Gene Ontology annotation, biological process: sodium ion transmembrane transport; membrane depolarization during action potential; neuronal action potential. Bases 1 to 5868 code for a protein of 1955 amino acids. NCBI's taxonomy places the organism in Eukaryota, Metazoa, Chordata, Actinopteri, Perciformes, Cyclopteridae.
AUGGCUGCACCCCUUAAUGCAACGCCAGGACCUAAUAGCUUAAAGAAGUUUACUUUGGAAUCUUUGGUGAAUAUUGAGCUGCGCAUCAAUGAGGAGAAGAACAAGAAGCCACCCAAGCAGGACAGCAGCUACCGCGAUGAUGAUGACGAGAACAAGCCCAAGCCCAACACCGACUUGGAGGCUGGGAAGAGCCUGCCCUACAUCUAUGGGGACAUCCCGAAGGGAUUGGUGGCGGUACCACUGCAGGAGCUGGACCCAUACUACCUGAAUUCUCAGAAAACAUUUAUAGUGCUAAAUAGAGGGAAGACAAUCUUCCGUUUUAGUGCCACAUCUGCCUUGUACUUCAUACAUCCUUUAAAUCCGGUUAGGCGAGUAGCUAUUAAAAUUUUGAUACAUGCUCUUUUCAGCAUGAUCAUUAUGUGUACUAUUUUGACAAACUGUAUAUUCAUGACCUUUAGUGAUCCUCCCGAGUGGUCAAAACAAGUAGAGUACACAUUCACAGGAAUUUAUACAUUUGAGUCUCUUGUAAAGAUCACAGCACGAGGAUUCUGUAUAGACGGGUUUACGUUCCUUAGAGAUCCAUGGAACUGGCUGGAUUUCAUGGUCAUUUCGAUGGCGUAUAUAACAGAGUUUGUAAACCUAGGCAAUGUCUCAGCUCUGCGCACGUUCAGGGUGUUGAGGGCAUUGAAAACUAUUUCUGUAAUUCCAGGCCUGAAGACCAUUGUGGGCGCUUUGAUCCAGUCUGUGAAGAAGCUUUCGGAUGUGAUGAUCCUGACCGUCUUCUGCCUGAGCGUCUUUGCCCUCAUCGGUCUCCAGCUCUUCAUGGGCAACCUGCGCCACAAGUGUGUAAUCUGGCCAAUCAACACCACCAAGAGCUUCGACUGGAAAGAAUACAUCAUGAACGACACCAAUUUCUACUUCCAGCCCGGCCAGUUGGAUGCUCUUCUCUGUGGGAACAGCUCUGACUCUGGCCGCUGCCCGGAGGGCUACACAUGCAUGAAAGCAGGGAGGAAUCCAAACUACGGCUACACCAGCUUUGACAGCUUCGGCUGGGCCUUCCUGGCUCUCUUCCGACUCAUGACACAGGACUUCUGGGAAAACCUUUACAUGCUGACCCUGAGGGCGGCAGGGAAGACCUACAUGAUCUUCUUUGUGUUGGUGAUCUUUGUGGGCUCGUUCUACUUGGUCAAUCUGAUCUUGGCUGUGGUGGCCAUGGCCUACGAGGAGCAGAACCAGGCCACCAUGGAAGAAAGCCUGCGGAAAGAGGAGGAAUUCAAGGCCAUGCUGGAGCAGCUCAAGAGACAACAGGAAGACGCCCAGACGGCUGCCAUGGCAACCUCUGCGGGUACAGUGUCGGAGGACGCAGUGGAGGAUGAUGGAGGAGGCCGUCUGUCAUGCAGUUCCUCUGAGAUGUCAAAGCUCAGCUCCAAGAGUGCAAAAGAGCGUCGGAAUCGUAAGAAGAAGUGGCGCCAGAAAGAGCAGGAGAAGGAGAAAGGCGACAGUGAGAAGUUUGUCAAGUCAGAGUCGGAUGACGGCAGCAAGAGGAGCCGUUUCCGUUUUCCUGAUAAUCGCCUCGGUCGAAAGUCUUCCAUUAUGAACCAGUCCCUCCUCAGCAUACCCGGCUCGCCUUUCCUGUCCCGUCACAACAGCAAGAGCAGCAUCUUUAGUUUCAAGGGUCGCGGUAAAGACGUGGGCUCAGAGAACGAGUUUGCCGAUGAUGAACACAGCACGGUGGAGGAGUUCGAGGAGCGCCGGGGCUCCCUGUUCAGCCCUUAUCGACGGAACAGCUACGGUGGCUAUCACGGGAAGAGGAACAGCACGGUGGAUUGCAACGGCGUGGUGUCGCUCAUCGGCCCUGGGCCCGGUGGACGCCUUCUGCCUGAGCCAACUACUGAGGUUGAGGUGAAGAAGAAGCUGUCGGGUUCCGUGAUGGUGUCUGUGGACCAGCUCAAUACCUCCUAUGGGCGGAAAGAGCGGGCCAACAGUGUCAUGAGCGUCAUUACCAACACACUAGUGGAGGAACUGGAGGAUUCUCAGCGAAACUGUCCGCCAUGCUGGUAUAAGUUUUCUAACACAUUCCUGAUCUGGGAGUGCUCCCCCAACUGGAUUAAGAUCAAGGAGAUUAUGAACCUGAUUGUCAUGGACCCCUUCGUGGACUUAGCCAUCACCAUCUGUAUCGUGCUCAACACUCUCUUCAUGGCCAUGGAGCACUAUCCCAUGACCACCGACUUUGAAGACAUGCUGUCUGUAGGCAAUCUGGUAUUCACAGGGAUCUUUGCAGGGGAGAUGCUCUUCAAGCUUGUGGCUAUGGAUCCAUAUUACUACUUCCAGGAGGCCUGGAACUGUUUUGACGGUUUUAUUGUGACGCUGAGUUUAGUGGAGCUGGCUCUGGCUGACGUCGAGGGCCUGUCUGUGCUGCGGUCAUUCCGAUUGCUGAGAGUGUUUAAGCUGGCCAAGUCAUGGCCUACCCUCAACAUGCUGAUCAAGAUCAUUGGUAACUCUGUGGGAGCCUUGGGGAACCUGACUCUGGUGCUGGCCAUCAUCGUCUUCAUCUUUGCUGUGGUGGGCAUGCAGCUGUUUGGAAAGAGCUACAAAGACUGUGUGUGUAAAAUCUCUCUUGAGUGUGAGUUGCCCCGCUGGCACAUGAAUGACUUCUUCCACUCCUUCCUGAUCGUCUUCCGGGUGCUGUGCGGUGAAUGGAUUGAAACCAUGUGGGACUGCAUGGAGGUGGCGGGUCAGGGCAUGUGCCUCCUUGUCUUCAUGAUGGUCAUGGUUAUCGGUAACCUGGUGGUGUUGAACCUGUUUCUUGCCUUGCUGCUGAGCUCAUUCAGUGCUGACAACUUGGCUGCGACAGAUGAUGACGGUGAACCCAACAACCUGCAGAUAUCCGUCAAGCGUAUCAAGAUAGGCAUUGCAUGGAUAAAAGCAAAGAUGCGGAUAUUGAUGGCCAGUCUGCUAAAGAAACCACAGAUGGAGGACGAGCAGAAGCCUUUGGAUGACAUGUAUGACAAGAAGCUGAACUGCAUUGCUAACCACACCGGGGUGGACAUCAACCGUGAAAUGGACUAUGCCAAGAAUGGUAAUGGCACUACCAGCGGUAUUGGUAGCAGUGUGGGCAAGUAUAUGAUUGAUGAGGACCACAUGUCGUUCAUCCACAACCCAAACCUGACCGUCUGCGUGCCCAUAGCUGUUGGAGAGUCUGAUUUUGAAAACCUCAACACAGAGGACUUCAGCAGCGAGUCGGAAAACGAGAACAGCAAAGAGAAUCCCCCCAUGGACACACUGCUGGAUGACACCAGUUCGUCAGAGGGCAGCACUAUUGACAUCCGGCCAGACGUGGAGGAGGUGGUGGUGGUGGAGCCGGUGGAGGAAUACCUGGACCCAGAGGCGUGUUGGACAGAUGGAUGUGUCGCCAAGUAUAAGUGCUGUCAAGUUGACAUUACUACGGGCUGGUGGAAGAAUUGGUGGUUCCUGCGAAAAACCUGCUACCUGAUUGUGGAGCAUAAUUGGUUUGAGACCCUCAUCAUCUUCAUGAUCCUUCUCAGUAGCGGAGCCCUGGCCUUUGAGGAUGUGUACAUCGAGCAGAGGAAGACCAUUCGGAUCAUUUUGGAAUACGCUGACAGGGUUUUCACCUACAUCUUCAUCCUGGAGAUGUUGCUGAAAUGGGUUGCCUACGGUUUUGUCAAGUAUUUCACCAAUGCCUGGUGUUGGCUGGAUUUCUUCAUUGUGGAUGUGUCUAUAGUCAGCCUUGUAGCUAAUGCGCUGGGCUACUCCGAUCUAGGGCCCAUUAAAUCACUCAGGACACUAAGGGCCUUGAGACCCCUCAGAGCCUUGUCACGUUUUGAAGGGAUGAGGGUGGUAGUCAACGCCUUGGUGGGUGCCAUCCCUUCCAUUAUGAAUGUGUUGCUGGUUUGCCUCAUCUUUUGGCUGAUUUUCAGUAUCAUGGGGGUCAACUUGUUUGCGGGCAAGUACUACUACUGUUUCAAUCAGACGUCAGAGGAAUACUUUUCCGUCGACGUGGUCAACAACAAGACCCAGUGUGUGGCUCUCAUGAAUCAAAACUUCACCGAGGUCAGGUGGAAGAAUGUCAAGAUCAACUUUGACAAUGUGGGAGCCGGCUACCUGGCCCUGCUGCAAGUGGCCACAUUCAAAGGUUGGAUGGACAUUAUGUACGCGGCUGUGGAUUCCAGAGAGGUGGAAGACCAGCCCAACUAUGAAGUCAACAUCUACAUGUACAUCUACUUUGUGGUUUUCAUCAUAUUUGGGUCCUUCUUCACCCUCAACCUCUUCAUUGGUGUGAUCAUUGAUAACUUCAACCAGCAGAAGAAAAAGUUUGGAGGUCAGGAUAUAUUCAUGACAGAGGAACAGAAAAAGUACUACAAUGCCAUGAAAAAACUUGGGUCCAAAAAGCCACAAAAACCUAUUCCUCGACCACAGAACAUGAUCCAGGGCAUGGUGUUUGACUUUGUGACAGAGCAGGUCUUUGACAUCUCCAUCAUGAUUCUCAUCUGCCUCAACAUGGUUACCAUGAUGGUUGAAACAGAUGAUCAGUCAGACGAAACGGAGAACGUCCUCUACUGGGUCAACUUCAUCUUUAUUGUAGUCUUCACCACAGAGUUCUUGCUAAAGCUUUUUGCCCUUCGCCACUAUUACUUCACUAAUGGCUGGAAUAUCUUUGAUGUGGUGGUGGUCAUUCUGUCUAUUGUCGGCAUGUUCCUGGCUGAUAUAAUUGAGAAGUACUUUGUGUCACCAACACUCUUCAGGGUGAUCAGGUUGGCUCGUAUAGGCCGUAUCCUGCGUCUAAUCAAAGGAGCCAAGGGCAUCCGGACUUUACUUUUUGCUCUGAUGAUGUCACUGCCAGCCCUGUUCAACAUUGGCCUAUUGCUCUUCCUGGUAAUGUUCAUCUUUUCCAUCUUCGGCAUGUCUAACUUUGGCUAUGUGAAACAUGGAGCCGGAAUUGACGACUUGUACAACUUUGAGACCUUUGGCAACAGCAUGAUCAUUCUGUUCAUGAUCACCACAUCAGCUGGAUGGGACGGCUUGCUGCUGCCCAUCAUGAACUACCCACCAGACUGCAAUCCCAGUUUUGAGAACCCCGGUACAUCCGUGAAGGGCGACUGCGGUAACCCCUCAGUGGGAAUCUUCUUUUUUGUCAUGUAUAUCAUCAUUUCUUUCCUGAUUGUGGUCAACAUGUACAUUGCCAUCAUCCUGGAGAACUUCAGCGUGGCCACAGAGGAAAGUGCUGAUCCACUCAGUGAGGACGACUUUGAGACUUUCUACGAGAUCUGGGAGAAGUUUGACCCUACUGCCUCUCAGUUCAUUACUUUUGCCAAGCUGUCUGACUUUGCAGACACACUGGAGCACCCACUUCGUGUGCCAAAGCCCAACACUAUAGAACUAAUUGCCAUGGACCUGCCCAUGGUGAGCGGCGAUCGUAUUCACUGCCUGGACAUCCUGUUUGCCUUCACAAAGCGAGUGCUGGGUGACAGUGGUGAGUUGGACAUGCUGAGACAACAGAUGGAGGAGCGUUUUGUGGCAGCCAACCCUUCCAAGGUGUCAUAUGAACCCAUCACCACCACUCUUCGCCGCAAACAGGAGGAUGUCUCUGCCAGAACUAUACAGAAUGCCUACCGCAUCCACCUCAUCCGGCGCGGCAUCAUCUUCAGGCGUAACAUUUUUUCUAACAAUAAGUUUGAGAAUGGCGGGACCAACCAGGAGAAGAAGGAGAGCACACCAUCCACAGCCUCUCUCCCCUCCUACGACAGCGUGACCAAACCUGACAAGGAAAAGCAGGAUGAAAAAAAGGACGAGUGGGCCAGGAAAGACAAGGACAAAAACCAAAAAGAUGAGUGGGAAUCCAAGUGUUAAGGUUGAAUGACUCUCAAAAUCCAAUAAAACAGAGGGAGAAGAGACUCCGAGCCCAAACACGACAAAUGUAGAAAAAGUGAUCAUUUGCAAGUAAAAAAAAGAAUACUAAAAAAAUGUUUACAGACUCAAUACUAUUCUUCGUCGUAAAAGACAGCUGAACCAA